CGUGGCCUGAUCAGUACGUGGUGGAUUGAAGGUUGGCCUAGCCUUAUCGUGUCACCUCCUGAACCUCGUAGGAUUCAGAUUUACAGAACCACCUUAUUAAAGCCGCAAAUGCCGCUUUCAGGCCCAUUCUCUACUUCUGCCAGAUAAAUUUUCUAUUUCUACCAUGUCUCGACCGCGGACUAUCCUGAUCACAGGGUGUUCAGAAGGUGGGUUAGGGGAUGCCCUCGCUCGUGCCCUCCACCAACACGGCCAAUAUGUCAUCGCAACAGCACGAAGUCUUAACAAAAUUGCUCAUUUGGAAGAGAUGGGCAUUGAUACACUUAUUCUCGAUGUAGUCUCGUCGGAAUCUGUUUCAGCCUGUGUCGCCGCGCUUGCCGACAAAACAGGCGGAAGUCUUGACAUGCUCAUCAACAACUCCGGCAAUGGCUACUCAAUGCCAUUAGUGGACUCGGAUCUGGACACAUCACGGCAAUUGUUCGAAGUCAAUGUCUGGGGCAUGUUGGCCGUCACCCAAGCAUUUCUGCCACUUUUGUUACAGUCCGACAUGGGAGGUGUCGUCGUCAACAACACAUCCAUCAACUCCGUUUUACCGAUACCAAUGUCCGGAAUCUACAAUGCGAGCAAGGCCGCCGCCGCCAUGAUGACCGACACCCUGCGCCUCGAACUCGCACCGUUCGACAUUAAAGUCGUGGACCUCAAGACUGGCGCCGUCACGAGUAACUUUUACGAGAAUCGACAAGGUGGUGCAAAGCCCGUUUUGCCUAAAGCCAGCCUCUACAAUGUUGCAAAGGAGGAUGUCGAGGGUAUUUUGCACGGAUCUCACACUAAAAGACUCAAGAUUGAUACGGACGAAUGGGCGCUACAGGUGGUGAAGGAAUUGCUGAAGACAUCGCCACCGUCACAGAUUUGGAAAGGUGGGAAUGCAUUGUCUGCCUUCUUCUCGACGUUUUUGCCUUCGGCGAUAAUAUCACAUGUCUUGUCCAAAGUCGGGGCCUUGGACAUGGUUAAGAAAAAAUGGAACGCUGAAGGUGGAAGCCAUUCUCGUAACCCAUGAUCAUCCGUGGAAAUUUACAGGAGUCAUGAUGUGUACCAGCAAAGUCAAAAACAAGUUUCGUGAGCUAACGGGGCUUUCGUUCAUCUACACCGCGCUCUUUAUUUGUCUAAACAGUCCCCUG
Ilyonectria robusta is the source of this 1175-nucleotide messenger RNA. RefSeq lists its product as uncharacterized. Bases 164 to 1054 code for a protein of 296 amino acids. The transcript has a single exon. Gene Ontology annotation, biological process: phosphatidic acid biosynthetic process; triglyceride catabolic process. The record is from RefSeq and is a predicted model, not a curated record. Gene Ontology annotation, cellular component: endoplasmic reticulum; lipid droplet. NCBI's taxonomy places the organism in Eukaryota, Fungi, Ascomycota, Sordariomycetes, Hypocreales, Nectriaceae. Gene Ontology annotation, molecular function: triacylglycerol lipase activity; acylglycerone-phosphate reductase (NADP+) activity.